GCCCCGCGCGCCGUGGGAGUUCCGUGGAGUUCCGCGGAGUUGGCCGGGCCGGAGCCGUCGGUCCUGGGCGCUGCCUUCCGCGUUCCGCCGCGGCCCCACCUGGCGCCACCGCCCCGCGCCAUGGCCGGAGCUCCCGGGGCGCAGCGCUGACGGCGGCCGGCGGAGCGCGCCAUGCCCAGCAGGACCAGCGCCAAGAUGGACGGGAGCGGCGGCCGCGUCCGCCUCAAGGCGCAUUACGGAGGGGACAUCUUCAUCACCAGCGUGGACGCCGCCACAACCUUCGAGGAGCUCUGCGAGGAAGUGAGAGACAUGUGCCGUCUGCACCAGCAGCACCCGCUCACCCUCAAGUGGGUGGACAGCGAAGGUGACCCUUGCACGGUGUCCUCCCAGAUGGAACUGGAAGAGGCUUUCCGCCUGGCCCGUCAGCGCAGGGACGAAGGCCUCAUCAUUCAUGUUUUCCCGAGCACCCCUGAGCAGCCGGGACUGCCAUGUCCAGGAGAAGACAAAUCCAUCUACCGCCGGGGAGCCAGAAGAUGGAGGAAGCUGUACCGUGCCAACGGCCAUCUCUUCCAAGCCAAGCGCUUUAACAGGAGAGCGUACUGCGGUCAGUGCAGCGAGAGGAUAUGGGGCCUCGCGAGGCAAGGCUACAGGUGCAUCAACUGCAAACUGCUGGUCCAUAAGCGCUGCCACGGCCUCGUCCCGCUGACCUGCAGGAAGCAUAUGGAUUCUGUCAUGCCUUCCCAAGAGCCUCCAGUAGAUGACAAGAGCGAGGACGCCGACCUUCCUUCCGAGGAGACAGAUGGAAUUGCUUACAUUUCCUCAUCCCGGAAACAUGACAGCAUUAAAGACGACUCUGAGGACCUUAAGCCAGUUAUCGAUGGGAUGGAUGGAAUCAAAAUCUCUCAGGGGCUCGGGCUGCAGGACUUCGACCUAAUCAGAGUCAUAGGGCGCGGGAGCUACGCCAAGGUUCUCCUGGUGCGGUUGAAGAAGAAUGACCAAAUUUACGCCAUGAAAGUGGUGAAGAAAGAGCUGGUGCACGACGACGAGGAUAUUGACUGGGUACAGACAGAGAAGCACGUGUUUGAGCAGGCAUCCAGCAACCCCUUCCUGGUCGGAUUACACUCCUGCUUCCAGACGACAAGUCGGCUGUUCCUGGUCAUUGAGUACGUCAAUGGCGGGGACCUGAUGUUCCACAUGCAGAGGCAGAGGAAGCUCCCCGAGGAGCACGCCAGGUUCUACGCGGCCGAGAUCUGCAUCGCCCUCAACUUCCUACACGAGAGGGGGAUCAUCUACCGGGACCUGAAGCUGGACAACGUCCUCCUGGACGCGGACGGGCACAUCAAGCUCACGGACUACGGCAUGUGCAAGGAAGGCCUGGGCCCUGGCGACACAACAAGCACUUUCUGCGGAACCCCGAACUACAUCGCCCCCGAAAUCCUGCGGGGAGAGGAGUACGGGUUCAGCGUGGACUGGUGGGCACUGGGUGUCCUCAUGUUUGAGAUGAUGGCCGGGCGCUCCCCAUUCGACAUCAUCACCGACAACCCGGACAUGAACACAGAGGACUACCUUUUCCAAGUGAUCCUGGAGAAGCCCAUCCGGAUCCCCCGGUUCCUGUCCGUCAAAGCCUCCCAUGUUUUAAAAGGAUUUUUAAAUAAGGACCCCAAAGAGAGGCUCGGCUGCCGGCCACAGACUGGAUUUUCCGACAUCAAGUCCCACGCGUUCUUCCGCAGCAUAGACUGGGACUUGCUGGAGAAGAAGCAGGCGCUCCCUCCAUUCCAGCCACAGAUCACGGACGACUACGGUCUGGACAACUUUGACACACAGUUCACCAGCGAGCCCGUGCAGCUGACCCCAGACGAUGAGGAUGCCAUAAAGAGGAUCGACCAGUCGGAGUUCGAAGGCUUCGAGUACAUCAACCCAUUACUGCUGUCCACCGAGGAGUCGGUGUGAGGCCGCUGCGUCUCUGUCGUGGACAUGCGUGAUUGACCCUUUAACUGUAUCCUUAACCACCGCAUAUGCAUGCCAGGCUGGGCACGGCUCCGAGGGCGGCCAGGGACAGACGCUUGCGCCGAGACCGCGGAGGGAAGCGUUGGCAGGCGCUGCUGGGAGCAGAACGGUCCCUCACACCUGGGCCCGGGCAGGCCAGCUUCGUGCUGGAGGAACUUGCUGCUGAGCCUGUGUCGCGGUGGCCGCGGGGACCCUGCUGAGGGGCUGUCAUGCAGUUUCCAAGGUGCACAUUUUCCACGGAAACAGAACUCGAUGCACUGACCUGCCCCGCCAGGAAAGGGAGCGUGUAGCGUCCUGAGGAAUAAAAGUUCCGAUGAUGUGGAA
This is a messenger RNA of Cercocebus atys (sooty mangabey), 2331 nucleotides long. RefSeq names its product protein kinase C, zeta (gene PRKCZ). Gene Ontology annotation, molecular function: ATP binding; protein binding; protein serine/threonine kinase activity. Bases 172 to 1950 code for a protein of 592 amino acids. Gene Ontology annotation, biological process: protein phosphorylation. Lineage: Eukaryota; Metazoa; Chordata; Mammalia; Primates; Cercopithecidae. The record is from RefSeq and is a predicted model, not a curated record. The transcript has 18 exons.